This is a messenger RNA of Zasmidium cellare ATCC 36951, 3411 nucleotides long. RefSeq lists its product as uncharacterized. Gene Ontology annotation, biological process: microtubule cytoskeleton organization; protein phosphorylation; intracellular signal transduction. Gene Ontology annotation, cellular component: cytoplasm. The record is from RefSeq and is a predicted model, not a curated record. Gene Ontology annotation, molecular function: tau-protein kinase activity; ATP binding; protein serine/threonine kinase activity. The transcript has 2 exons. NCBI's taxonomy places the organism in Eukaryota, Fungi, Ascomycota, Dothideomycetes, Mycosphaerellales, Mycosphaerellaceae. The coding region runs from base 1 to 3411 and encodes 1136 amino acids.
AUGUCGUCGGCUGCCGUGCAGCAGUCGAGCUCGCCUCCACAGCAGCAGUACGCCGCAACCAGCCAGCACGAUCGCUACGGAACAAACCCCGCCGCCCAGCUGGCCUCAUCGCCGCCUUCAUCACGGCGGGCUGCAGCACCGCAGAACAAUGCCUCGCUUCCGAACACGCCGCAACACCCCCAGUUCGCGUCGACCACUUCGCCCCGCAGCCAGCCAAACGCAACGUCGCCGAGCAUGAACUCGUCGACGUAUGCCCCGUUCUAUCCAGACCCGGCAGGUUCGUCGUCAGUUCCAGCACGGCCGGCGUCACAGCAAACACCCACUCAUUCUGCAUAUGAUAAUCGUGGAUACACAUCGCGGCCGUCACAAUCACGAGGGCAGUCAGGGCACGGCAAUGACAGUGACAGCGAGCGUCAACGAAAUCAGCGAUCCCCAAGGGAAGAUGGACGCAGUCGACGCAACGUACCUACGACGAGUAGAUCGGCAACUGCUGUGGGCCAGCCACCCAUGAAUACUGACCUUCCGCGAGAGAACAGUGCCGUUAUCAACCGCAUAGUAGUGGACGAUCCACAGGCAGAUCUGGCUCGCGAAGAAGCUCGAAAGGCGGAAGCUCGACCACACGAUGCAGCGGCACAGAUGGCGGCACUGAACCUGCAAGAUGCUGCUGAAGCUGCACCUGUCCAGAGAAGCAGGCAAGAGCAUCUCAAGCACUCUUCAUCUGCUAGGAAGGAGGUGAAGUUUGGAGACUACAUCUUGGGCCAGACGAUUGGAGAAGGAGAGUUUGGCAAGGUCAAGAUGGGCUGGAAGAAGGACUCUACGGUGCAAGUCGCCAUCAAGCUGAUCCGGAAAGAGAGCCUGGCGGGCAACACGACUCGACUUCCUAAGAUCUACCGAGAGAUCGCUAUUCUUCGCGAACUGCAACACCCGAACAUCGUACGCCUGCACGAAUUCGUCGAGACCGAACGUCACAUGGGUAUUAUAUUGGAAUACGCAUCAGGGGGUGAGCUUUUUGACUACAUCCUCAAUCACAGAUAUUUGAAGGAUCCUGCGGCGAGGCGGUUGUUUGCCCAGCUCGUGUCUGGUGUGGGCUAUCUUCAUAAGAAGGGCAUUGUGCAUCGUGACUUGAAGCUGGAGAAUCUGCUCCUUGACCGGAACAAGCAUAUCAUCAUCACUGACUUCGGAUUCGCCAACACAUUCAACCCUGAAGAUGAGCUGGGUGAAGAGCUGGAGAAUCGAAUCACAGACAAAGACUUCGUGAAGCGGGAAGGACUGGACAAGAUCAUUCCUCACCGGGAUGGCAGAGAUGGCGGCCACAGACGAGGAGAUCUGAUGCAGACCUCGUGCGGCAGUCCAUGCUAUGCAGCCCCUGAGCUUGUCGUUAGUGACGGUCUCUACACUGGCCGUAAGGUCGAUGUUUGGAGUUGCGGUGUAAUCUUGUAUGCUAUGCUUGCUGGAUAUCUGCCAUUCGACGACGACCCCGCUAACCCAGAGGGUGACAACAUCAACCUCCUCUACAAAUACAUCGUCAGCACCCCUCUGACGUUCCCCGAAUAUGUCACACCCCAUGCCCGCGAUUUGUUGCGAAGAAUACUCGUACCCGACCCGCGAAGAAGAGCAGACUUGUUCGAGGUUGCACGGCAUAGCUGGUUGAGCGAAUACACGCAUGUGGUGGGAUUCAUCGGAAGCAGAGUUAAGAGCGAUAAGGACAUUGUUGCUACUGCCUUGUCAGGUGAAGAGGAACCACAACUCGGCAGAAGUGCUUCUGUUCGGGAGCCGACCAAGAUACCAGGAGCAGACAGGUCAUCGAUGCAACAGGUGCCGAAACACGCUCCUGCAGCGAGUAUGGGAGGUGAUGAGGCCAGUGAUGUUCGGAAUAAGCAGCAACGAGAUGCUAAGAGACGGACUGUACAAGUCGAGUACGUUGCACCAUCUGCUCAGACUGCUCGUGGGGAGCGAAGUCCAGAUGCGUCAGCCGGGCCAAAGCAGAUUCCAAUGUCUGCAGGCUCAAGCGCGGGCAGGACAAGGGCGAGAGCAGAAGGAUCUGGCCCAGUCGAAGUCACACCCUCAUCGAGGCCAGACUCGUCAAUGGCGCCACCCCCGUCUCGACCAGGCAGAGACCAGUUCAGAGCUGCUUCAGACUCGGCACAUGCGUUUGGCACAUCGGCUGGAACAUCUGCCUCGAGACCAAACACGAGCGGGACCUUUGGAGGCAACUCUCGACUGCCGUCCCGUGGUAACUCAUACAGCCAGCCAGCCGCUGCCCAGCCAACCAACACCAACGCGCAAGGCUCAUUCUCGCAACCAAAGUCUAGCUCUGGAUACAUCAUUGCCGGUCAAAUGUCGUCUGAGCCUGGUGCUGUCGAUGCGAGCGGGCGUCCAAUGUCUGAGCAGAAUCGGAGUGGCGGUCAACACCCUCAACAACCCUACCCACAGGGCAAGCCGCCUGGUCACCGCAGAAGUAGCACGCUCGGCAGUAUUGUGGACAAGGCACUGAACCGCAGCAACUCCAAGCGUCAAUCACAACAAGACAAUGCACCUACACCAAACGAGAAGAGAGACCGUCGAUACCCACCAGUCAGCAUGAAGAACGCCCUUCCAUCAGGCGGUGACGAGAAUGCACCACGGCCUUCGUCAGACAGCCGACGGCCCAGUUUUGGGUUCAGUCGCAAGGCGUCCAAGGAGCGCGACUCCAGCGUGCAAGGACGCCGAGGAUCUAGACGAUUCUCGUGGUUACCGGCCAGCUUCAGUAUGGGCAGUUUCUCUGGCAAGAAGGAUCAGGGUUAUGAAUCUGGUGACGACGGCUAUCGACCGCCCAGGGAUCCUUACCAACAACCGCCGAUGUCGCAACAAUCGCAGCAGUCACGCAUGGGCAGCAGACCUCAGAGCAAAGGCAUGGCGUUUGGCCGUGGCACAUCUGAGAAUGCCAGCGACGAGACUACCGGUAGCACCAUCCCGCUGUACUACGAGGCUGAUCGAGAGCGGGCCCGUGAGCAACGUCGACAACAGUCUCAGUACGACAAGGCCUUGCCACCAUCUCCUGGCGGCGACCAAGCUCUCGGUAGCGCGCAGCGACCUGCACAAGGUCAAUAUAGCCCGCCUUCAGUGCAACGUAGGCAGUUCAGGGAUGACGGCUAUGGCUCGAACCGUCUAGACAGCGCAGGCCAGCCGCAGCAGGACCCUGUCGAGCGGUUCUACACCCCAAGCCAAGAGCCUGAGCUGGCGGCAUCAUCUUCCGGACAGUACAAUCUCGGCGAUCACGGUCAAUGGGAGCAGUAUGACCAGCCACAAGGCCAGCUUCGACCGCAACAGAGGAAGUUCGGUUAUGAAGAUCGAGGCCAUGCUGGCAGUUCGAGCGCGACACGACGGGUGAUGAACUUCUUCAGAAGACGUGCCGACAGGAGCGAUGCCUAG